AUGGUGGCCGGUAGCGCUCGCUACGUGCGAUACCUUCUGAUUUCUUUUUUUGUUCUCGCUGUAUUCUAUUUCGUUUCACACUCCUCUCGCGAUGUAAGGCCAGAUCAGUAUCCAGGCGGAAGCGGCGACAUCCAACAGAGCCAUCCGGCUGCGAAAGAACCUGCAAAGGUCGACACGCCCAAGGUCGAUACCCCUAAGGUGGACACACACAAGGCCCAUGAUACUCCAAAUAAGGACCAAUCUUCUACUAAACCUGCCAUCGGUAAGGUUGAUUCGGGCAAGGCAGCUGAGCACCCUAUGGCCAUGAAGCCUGGCCAGCCCGAAUGGGAGGAUCUUGUCAGCAUCGCACCAGGCCCGCGCGUGAACGCAACCUUUAUCACGCUUGCCCGUAACUCGGACAUUUGGGAGAUUGCCGACUCGAUCCGCCAGGUCGAGGACCGCUUCAACAAGCGCUACAACUAUGACUGGGUCUUCUUGAAUGACGCGCCUUUUGAUGACGAAUUUAAAGCGAUCACUACUUCGCUCGUCUCUGGCAAGACGCACUACGGCCAGAUCCCCAAGGAACACUGGUCGUUCCCUGAGUGGAUUGAUGAAGAUAAGGCCGCCAAGGUGCGCGAGGACAUGAAGGAGAAGAAGAUCAUCUACGGAGACUCCAUCAGCUAUCGCCACAUGUGCCGCUUCGAGUCAGGCUUCUUCUUCCGCCAACCGCUGAUGAUGAACUACGACUACUACUGGCGCGUUGAGCCCAGCGUCAAGCUCUUCUGCGAUAUCCACUACGACCCUUUCCGUUACAUGAAGGAGAACAAGAAGAAGUACAGCUUUGUCCUGAGCCUGUACGAGUACGUCGAGACAAUCCCGACCCUCUGGGACAGCACCAAGAAGUUCAUGAAGAACCACCCGGAGCACAUUGUCGAAGGCAACACCAUGCAGUUCCUGAGUGACGAUGGCGGCGAGACCUACAACAAGUGUCACUUUUGGUCCAAUUUUGAGAUUGGCGACCUGAACUGGCUACGCUCCAAGGCCUACAUCGACUUCUUCGAGUCUCUCGACAAGGACGGCGGUUUCUUCUACGAGCGCUGGGGAGAUGCCCCUGUUCACUCGAUUGCUGCCGGGCUUAUGCUCAAGAAGGAGGAGCUUCAUUUCUUCAACGACAUUGCCUACUGGCACGUCCCCUUCACGCACUGCCCCACUGGCGACAAACUCCGCCAAAAGCUCAAGUGCACAUGCAACCCCAAGGACAACUUUGACUGGAAGGGCUAUUCUUGUACUUCGCGUUUCUUCGAGGCCAAUGGAAUGGAGAAACCUGAGGGCUGGGAGAAGGAAACAGACUAA
Molecule: messenger RNA, 1332 nt
Organism: Pyricularia pennisetigena
Lineage: Eukaryota; Fungi; Ascomycota; Sordariomycetes; Magnaporthales; Pyriculariaceae
Exons: 4
Coding region: 1-1332 (443 amino acids)
Biological process (GO): protein N-linked glycosylation; protein O-linked glycosylation; cell wall mannoprotein biosynthetic process
Cellular component (GO): Golgi apparatus; membrane
Molecular function (GO): alpha-1,2-mannosyltransferase activity
Source: RefSeq, a predicted model, not a curated record